AUGGAUGCUAUUAGUGAUGAUUUUGACAAUGAAUAUGAAGAUAAAUUUGAAGAGUAUCAGGAUGAAGAACAAAAUCAAUCAUUCGUUACGGAAUUGGAAUGUAUUUCACAAAAUUCAAGUCUAAACUCACUCUGUUUGUUUCAAAAUUCUUAUAAUAAAAGUUUGAUUGAUCGUGUAAGGGAAUUUAAAAACGAACUGAAAACAUGUUGUCAAUUAAAUUGGUUGGAAAAAUUUGAUGCUACCAUUCAUUAUCCAAAAAUUGAAUUAAAUAUUCGUUUACAUGGUGCUAUCAGAGAGAAAACAUUGAAAAGUAUUGCUGUGGCAAAAGAUUUUCUGUUUUACGAUAGUCAAACAAAUUUGUAUAUGUCAAAAAAUUAUGAUCAAAUAAUACAAGAUCUAUAUCAAGAUGAUUAUUGCAUGUUACAACGGAUAUUUCAAGAAUUUAUCAAUGAUCAACGUCAACGAUUUGUUGUCUAUACGGAAGUGAUAUUUAUGCCAGAUAUAUUUAAUUUCGAUUUUAAAGAUUCAAAUGUGACCAUUUUUGAUGUUGUUGAAGUCAUUAUUGAUUGUAUCCGAUUUUUUACAUCGUCUGAUAUUACUAAAGUAUCUACAAAUCAACAAAAAUUGGCAACAGCAACAAAUCCCAGACGAUCGUCGGAUCAUUUGUCUAUACUGAACCCAAUAACAUCAUCAUUUAAAUUAGUGCCAGUUUUAAAACAGAACCAAUGGAUAGAAAUGACAUUACCGUUUCAUUGUAAACUAAUAUUAGGUAUAGUCAAAGUUCAUCUGAAAGAACGAGCAGGAGCUUAG
This is a messenger RNA of Didymodactylos carnosus, 810 nucleotides long. The record is from the annotation of a GenBank genome assembly. Lineage: Eukaryota; Metazoa; Rotifera; Eurotatoria; Philodinida; Philodinidae.